AGUGUGCACCGGACGGUGCUUUUCUGGCAUCACUGCAUACAUGUUAAAAUAUGUAUGUACAGUAUCAAUCGUUUUAACAUCAAAAAUCAUGUGAUCAGAGGGAAUAACAAUUGUCGUUAUAUUAAUUCGUUACGAAAUCAAUUAUAAUUAACAGAAAUAGUUUCUGAUUAUGAAUAACCAUUAUCGACGACCAGAAUUUUAUAUUAGUUAUAAAUAACAAUCAGAAGUAAGCAAACAAACUGUUAAUCGUCAGUAUCAAAUAUUUGUAAUAAUUUACAUACUCUUCUCUGGCCUAAUUUUAUGCAACUAUAUCAUGUUUCAAUUUUAUCGAAAUCCCUGACACUAAGCGAAAAAAAACAAUUGAUUUUAUUAGAAAUGAUUCUUACUAUAUUUAUAGUAUGUGUACACAGCGUGUAUACUUAACAAUUACAUUUGCCAUAAAAACAUGAGUGUCCAUAUAUUUACAGGAGCAGUGAUGUAGUUAUGUAUAUACUAAAAGACACUAUAUUGUAUAAUAUAUAUAUAUUUGUUUGGAAAAUAUUGUGAAUAUAUAUAUUAAUGUAUGUAUACAUUGACAAAGUGUAACAAAAUUUGCUAGAUCGGUUGAAAUUUGCUAGACAGUGAGAGUGUUUCUUUAUGUAUGAAUACCAGAGAAAGUAGACUGGCAGUGUAAUUUUAAUGUGUGUAUAAAAUGACCUUGGAAGAAGCACAAAAUGCUGCCCAAAAAGCUGUGCAAUUUGACAGUAAAUGUCAAUAUAAACAAGCUUUGUAUUAUUAUAACGUAGCCAUUAAUUGUCUCACCAAAUUACAACAUCCUAUGUAUGAUCAGAAACUUGCAGAGUACGAGGACAGAAGAUCAACGAUACAGUGUCUUAUUAACGACGAAGAACAGAAACAUUAUAUAGCACAAAAUACACAUCAGUCUGAGUUACAGAGAUGUAAAUUUCUUAUAAAUCAAGCUCAAGAUGCGGACGAAGCUGGCUUGAAAGAUAUAGCUGUGAAAUUAUACACAGAUGCUGCUGAACUUGGACUUAAUAUUAAAACUACUGAUUCGGAAACAAAAACAAAAGUAACGACUCUUGUUCGACUUGCCCUUGACAGAGCAGAAUCUCUGAAAGGUCUGAAAAAGGAAGAGAUUAACAAUAUUAUCGAAACACUUUCCCAACUGCCUCCUGUACCGGAAACAGACUUGGAUUUGGGUGUAGAUAAUGUAUCAUCCAUAGCAACAACUGCCGCAAGUUCUAGUAACAUAGGGAAACAAACUCGACCAUCUCUUCAUCGUGGGAGUAGCGUACACUUGAAAGUAACUGGUAGCAAUAUUAAUUAUACAGACGAGGAGAAAAGGGUUUUACUUCAUAGUUCCCAUAUUAACGAACAUGAAUUUGUACCUUUUAUGAGUAUCGAUCUCACAGAAAAAUUUCAAUAUGCUAUUCCAUUUACCGAUAAAGACGGUUUAUUAGAGUUAGCACCAAAACAGAAGCCCUACUUCGCAAGAUGGUGUCGACCGGAAGAAUUAUUCUCUGAACCAAAACUGCUUAUGGACCACCAUGUUGAUUACUAUAGCAUAAAGCAGACUGUUGUUUCUGAUUGUUCCUUUGUUGCUUCGCUUGCUGUCAGUGCUCAGUAUGAAAAACGAUUUGGACGUAGACUAAUAACAUCUAUUAUUUAUCCUAAAAAUAGAAAUAAGGAACCAAUUUAUAAUCCGUUCGGAAAGUACAUGGUGAAAUUACACAUUAAUGGUGUUCCACGCAAAGUUAUAAUAGAUGAUUUAUUGCCUGUAAGUCGUUACAACCAAUUACUUUGUUCCUACUCUAGCAAUCAUGGAGAGCUGUGGAUCUCGUUACUUGAGAAAGCAUACAUGAAAGUAAUGGGUGGCUACGAUUUUCCUGGCUCAAAUAGCAAUAUAGAUUUGCAUGCUCUGACUGGAUGGAUACCAGAAAGAUGGGUUAAUGGCGAUCUAGAUUUUAAUAAAGACAAUUUAUUUAACAUUUUGCUAUCACGAUUGCACAAAGGAGAUGUGCUGGUGACAGUAGCUACUGCGGAAUUAUCUGAUUCAGAUGCUGAUAGAACAGGUCUAGUGCCGACACACGCAUAUGCUGUUCUUGAUGUUAGAAAAAUAAAUGGAGUAAGAUUAUUGCAACUGAAAAAUCCAUGGUCGCAUGUGCGAUGGAAAGGAAAUUAUUCCGAACUUGAUACAGUACAUUGGACAAACGAAUUAAAAGAAAUAUUAAAUUACGAUCCAGAUUCUGCAUCACAAUUCGAUAAUGGUAUAUUUUGGAUCGACUACGAAAGCAUGUGUACCUUUUUUGAUAUGUUUUAUUUGAACUGGAAUCCAGGUCUAUUUAAUUAUACCUAUUGCAUUCAUCGAAUGUGGAAUGCAGGAGUAGGUCCAGUAAAAGAUGCGUACAAUAUCGGCGAUAAUCCUCAAUUUUUACUAGAAGUGCAAAACAAUAACGCAUCAGUCAUAUGGAUACUUCUCACAAGGCAUAUCACAGACAUUGCAGAUUUUCGUCAAAAUCAAGAAUAUAUAACAGUAUUAGUUUACAAGAAUAAUGGAAAAAGAGUAUACUAUCCUCACGAUCCACCGCCGUACAUUGAUGGUGUAGCAGUAAAUAGCCCGCACUAUCUUUGCAAAAUAAAGCUAGAUAGUGAAAGCGAUACUCGAUACACUCUAGUCAUAUCACAGUACGAAAAAACAAAUACAAUAUAUUAUACUUUACGCGCAUAUGGUACGUGCCCGUUUACAUUACGCAAAAUACCAAAUUUUUAUAAAUACGAAAAAGAGAUCACAGAUGGCCAGUGGAAAGGUAUUACAGCUGGUGGGUGUAGCAAUCAUCCAACGUAUCAAAAUAAUCCACGAUACCAAUUGUUGUUAGAAAGUUCAAAUAAUAAUAACUAUUUAUUGAUUAUAUUGAAGGGUCCAAAACAAUAUCAAAUUGGUUUUAACGUCAUGUCGGUUGUAUUGAAUGAUCCCGAUGCACCUAGUGCAUUCAAAAUGAAAACCUCUGGCCUGUACAGGUCGGGAUUUGUUUAUCUCGAACUGGAGGACGUGCCAGCCGGAUCGUACGAUAUUAUUCCGUCAACAUACAUCCCUGAACAAGAAGGGCCUUUCUUUUUAAUUUGCAAAUCGUCGUGUAAACUGCAACUUGAACGGCUUCAAUAACAAAACGCGUUUUAAUACAAAUUACUAUUUUGUACAAAGAAAAAAAUUUAUCAGUAUGUUGUACCAAUUAUGAAAAAUUUAUAUUUGCUGUUAUUGAAUUGUUAAUGUUGUUAACAAUAUUGUAUAUGUAGCUAUUUAAAAAAUUAUAAUUUAUUUGUAAUCGAAGAGCCAUUAAUGCACUGCAGGUUCACAAUAAUGUUAGCAACGAAAUGGUAUAGGAGAAUGAUUGAAUAAACUAUUACAAAAUGCUUUUAUUUCAUAUUGUAGAAGUACAAAUUAGUAACGAGACUAGAUAACUACUGACUGUAUUCUGAAAAUCGGUGGCACUUUUAUUUAUAAUUAGCGUUUGCUUCGUGUGUUAUCGUUUGGCACGUACACAACUGAAUAUUGACGAAUAUAGCUUCUCAAUAUCUCAAUCAACUAUUUAAUAUUCUUUGUACUGUUUUUAUGUACAUAUACGUAGUGGAGAAAAAAUUUUUUUACGUUAAUUAUGUCAAACAAAUACUAUAUGGCAUACGAUGUCCUUUUAAAAUAUAGCGUAAAUACAGUAACUAUUUUUGUAAAAAUAUUAUUAUUGUUUUGCGUAAGAAUUACAAAAAAAAAAAAAAGGACCUACAGAAAUACGUUACAUCUCUAUUGCAUUUCAUACACAUACAUACAUACAUACAUUACUGCAUUUUGCGACCAUCGUAUAGAAACUAUAUUCUAAAAUAUUACAUUUUGAAUUUUACAGAAUCUUUCUAUUUCUUUUGAUUACAUCUUUUAUUUCAUACCUCUCCGUAUUUUUUCAAAUUAGGUGCAGCUUUUUUAUAUUGCACGUAAACUGUAAUAUAAUAAAAAAAAUACUACUCGACGAAUUUAAUAUUUAUACUUCUACGUCCAAACAAUACAUUUCGCAUCG
Colletes gigas is the source of this 4064-nucleotide messenger RNA. RefSeq names its product calpain-7-like. The transcript is spliced from 12 exons. Gene Ontology annotation, biological process: proteolysis. Bases 692 to 3163 code for a protein of 823 amino acids. NCBI's taxonomy places the organism in Eukaryota, Metazoa, Arthropoda, Insecta, Hymenoptera, Colletidae. Gene Ontology annotation, molecular function: calcium-dependent cysteine-type endopeptidase activity. The record is from RefSeq and is a predicted model, not a curated record.